Molecule: messenger RNA, 5848 nt
Organism: Diceros bicornis minor
Lineage: Eukaryota; Metazoa; Chordata; Mammalia; Perissodactyla; Rhinocerotidae
Gene: CNTNAP1
Product: contactin associated protein 1
Exons: 24
Coding region: 93-4229 (1378 amino acids)
Source: RefSeq, a predicted model, not a curated record
GGAGGAGAGCUGGAAGCCAGAGCUGGAACUGGAGCCCUAGCCCUAGCCGGAGCCGGGCACUGGGAGGCGGCCGCCGGACCCAUCAGCCCUGCAUGAUGUGUCUCCCGCUCUUCUGCAUCCUGCUCGCCGCGGUCUCAGGAGCCCGGGGCUGGGGCUACUACGGCUGUGACGAGGAGCUGGUCGGGCCCCUGUACGCACGCUCCCUGGGCGCCUCCUCCUACUACGGGCUCUUCACAGCUCCGCGCUUUGCCCGGCUGCAUGGUAUAAGUGGAUGGUCUCCCCGGAUUGGGGACCCGAAUCCCUGGCUCCAGAUAGAUUUAAUGAAGAAGCACCGGAUCCGGGCCGUGGCCACCCAGGGCUCCUUUAACUCGUGGGACUGGGUCACACGGUACAUGCUGCUCUAUGGCGACCGAGUGGACAGCUGGACGCCGUUCUACCAGCGAGGGCACAAUGCGACCUUCUUCGGGAACGUGAACGAGUCGGCGGUGGUGCGCCACGACCUGCACUACCACUUCACGGCGCGCUACAUCCGCAUCGUGCCCUUGGCUUGGAACCCGCGCGGCAAGAUCGGCCUGAGGCUCGGCCUCUACGGCUGCCCCUACAAGUCCGACGUGCUCUAUUUCGACGGCGAUGAUGCCAUUUCGUACCGCUUCCCGCGAGGGGUCAGCCGGAGCCUGUGGGACGUGUUUGCCUUCAGCUUCAAGACAGAAGAGAAGGACGGGCUCCUGCUGCACGCCGAGGGCGUCCAGGGCGACUACGUGACGCUAGAGCUGCAGGGGGCGCACUUGCUGCUGCACAUGAGCCUGGGCAGCAGUCCCAUCCAGCCAAGGCCCGGUCACACAACGGUGAGCGCUGGCGGCGUCCUCAACGACCAGCACUGGCAUUACGUGCGUGUAGACCGAUUUGGCCGCGAAGCAAAUCUCACCCUGGACGGCUACGUGCAGCGCUUCGUGCUCAAUGGCGACUUCGAGAGACUGAACCUGGACACGGAGAUGUUCAUCGGGGGUCUGGUGGGCGCCGCGCAGAAGAACCUUGCCUAUCGGCAUAAUUUCCGCGGCUGCAUGGAAAACGUAAUCUUCAAUCGAGUCAACAUCGCGGACCUGGCCGUGCGGCGCCAUUCACGGAUCACCUUUGAGGGUAAGGUGGCGUUCCGUUGCCUGGAUCCAGUUCCUCACCCCAUCAACUUUGGAGGUCCUCACAACUUCGUGCAAGUGCCUGGCUUCCCCCGCCGCGGCCGCCUCGCAGUCUCCUUUCGCUUCCGCACCUGGGAUCUCACGGGGCUGCUACUUUUCUCCCGCCUGGGGGACGGGCUGGGCCACGUGGAGCUGAUGCUCAGUGAAGGGCAGGUCAACGUGUCCAUCGCGCAGACUGGCCGAAAGAAGCUUCAGUUCGCAGCUGGCUACCGCCUGAAUAAUGGCUUUUGGCACGAGGUGAAUUUUGUGGCACAGGAAAACCACGCAGUCAUCAGCAUUGAUGAUGUGGAGGGGGCAGAGGUCAGGGUCUCAUACCCACUGCUGAUCCGUACAGGGACCUCAUACUUCUUUGGGGGUUGUCCCAAGCCAGCCAGUCGAUGGGGCUGCCACUCCAACCAGACGGCAUUCCAUGGCUGCAUGGAGCUGCUCAAGGUGGAUGGUCAACUGGUCAACCUGACUCUGGUGGAGGGCCGGCGGCUUGGAUACUUUGCUGAGGUCCUCUUUGACACAUGUGGCAUCACUGAUAGGUGCAGCCCUAACAUGUGUGAACAUGAUGGACGCUGCUACCAGUCUUGGGAUGACUUCAUCUGCUAUUGUGAACUGACAGGCUACAAGGGGGAGACCUGCCACCAACCUCUGUAUAAGGAAUCCUGUGAGGCUUAUCGGCUCAGUGGGAAAAUGUCUGGAAACUUCACCAUUGAUCCUGAUGGCAGCGGCCCCCUGAAGCCAUUUGUAGUGUACUGUGAUAUCCGAGAGAACCGGGCAUGGACAGUCGUGCGGCAUGACAGGCUGUGGACAACUCGGGUGACAGGUUCUAGCAUGGAGCGGCCAUUCCUGGGGGCCAUCCAGUACUGGAAUGCAUCCUGGGAGGAAGUCAGUGCCCUGGCCAAUGCUUCCCAGCACUGUGAACAGUGGAUCGAGUUCUCCUGCUACAAUUCCCGGCUGCUCAACACUGCAGGAGGCUACCCCUACAGCUUUUGGAUUGGCCGAAAUGAGGAGCAGCACUUCUACUGGGGAGGCUCACAGCCUGGGAUCCAGCGCUGUGCCUGUGGUCUGGACCGGAGCUGUGUGGACCCCGCCCUGCACUGUAACUGUGAUGCUGACCAGCCCCAGUGGAGAACCGACAAGGGACUGCUGACCUUUGUGGACCAUUUGCCUGUCACUCAGGUGGUGGUGGGGGAUACGAACCGCUCCAGUUCUGAGGCCCAGUUCUUCCUGAGGCCUCUGCGCUGCUAUGGAGAUCGAAAUUCCUGGAACACCAUCUCUUUCCACACUGGGACUGCACUACGCUUUCCCCCAAUCCGUGCCAACCACAGCCUUGAUGUUUCCUUCUACUUCAGGACCUCAGCUCCCUCAGGAGUCUUCCUAGAGAAUAUGGGGGGCCCUUAUUGCCAGUGGCGCCGACCUUACCUGCGGGUGGAACUCAACACAUCCCGGGAUGUGGUCUUCGCCUUCGAUGUGGGGAAUGGAGAUGAGAACCUGACAGUACACUCUGGUGACUUUGAAUUCAACGAUGACGAGUGGCACCUGGUCCGGGCUGAAAUCAAUGUGAAGCAGGCUCGGCUCCGUGUGGAUCACCGGCCCUGGGUGCUGCGGCCUAUGCCCCUGCAGACCUACAUCUGGCUGGAAUACGAUCAGCCCCUCUAUGUUGGAUCUGCAGAGCUUAAGAGGCGCCCCUUUGUGGGUUGCUUGAGGGCUAUGCGUCUGAACGGAGUGACUCUGAACCUGGAAGGCCGUGCCAAUGCCUCUGAGGGUACCUCACCCAACUGCACAGGCCGCUGCGCCCACCCCCGGUUCCCCUGUUUCCAUGGAGGCCGCUGCGUGGAACGCUACAGCUACUACACAUGUGACUGUGACCUCACGGCUUUUGAUGGGCCAUAUUGCAACCACGAUAUUGGUGGUUUCUUUGAGCCUGGCACCUGGAUGCGCUAUAACCUACAGUCAGCGCUGCGCUCCGCAGCCCGGGAGUUCUCCCACAUGCUGAGCCGGCCAGUGCCAGGCUAUGAGCCUGGCUAUAUCCCCGGCUAUGACACUCCUGGCUAUGUGCCUGGCUACCAUGGCCCUGGGUACCGUCUGCCUGACUACCCCCGGCCUGGUCGGCCGGUGCCGGGUUACCGUGGGCCUGUUUACAAUGUCACUGGAGAGGAAGUGUCCUUCAGCUUCAGCACCAACUCUGCCCCUGCUGUCCUCCUCUACGUCAGCUCCUUUGUGCGUGACUACAUGGCCGUGCUCAUCAAGGAAGAUGGGACCCUGCAGCUGCGAUAUCAGCUGGGCACCAGUCCCUAUGUGUACCAACUAACCACCCGACCAGUUACUGACGGCCAGCCCCACAGCGUCAAUAUCACCCGGGUCUACCGCAACCUCUUCAUCCAGGUGGACUACUUCCCGCUGACGGAACAGAAGUUCUCACUGUUGGUGGACAGCCAGCUGGACUCACCCAAGGCCUUGUAUCUAGGGCGUGUUAUGGAGACGGGAGUAAUUGACCCGGAGAUCCAGCGCUACAACACACCAGGUUUCUCAGGCUGCCUCUCUGGUGUUCGAUUCAACAAUGUGGCUCCCCUCAAGACCCACUUCCGAACCCCUCGACCCAUGACCGCUGAACUAGCUGAGGCCCUUCGAGUUCAGGGAGAACUGUCUGAAUCUAACUGCGGAGCUAUGCCACGUCUUUUCUCAGAGGUGCCCCCUGAGCUGGAUCCCUGGUAUCUGCCCCCAGAUUUCCCCUAUUACCAUGAUGAUGGAUGGGUUGCCAUACUUUUAGGCUUUUUGGUGGCCUUCCUGCUGCUGGGGCUGGUGGGAAUGUUGGUGCUCUUUUAUCUGCAAAAUCAUCGCUACAAGGGCUCCUACCAUACCAAUGAGCCCAAGGCUACCCACGAUUAUCACCCUGGCAGCAAACCUCCCCUCCCUACUUCAGUCCCUGCCCAGGCCCUCGCCCCUGUCCCUACAGCAGCUUCCACCCAAGUUCCAGCCCCAGCCCCGGCUCCUGGCCCCCGGGACCAAAACCUACCCCAGAUCCUGGAGGAAUCCAGGUCUGAAUAAAUCAGGAGAAGGGCUUCAAGGACCAAGUCCAUCUCCUCUGAAUUCCCCAAUUCCUUCCUCUCCUCGACCCUGUCAGGGACAUUUGGCUCCUCUUAGCUGGUUCUGCUCAUCCAGAGGAUGCCCCUCCUGCCAAGUUUGGUGGGCAGAGCUACAGAUGGGACCAAAGGGAGUGGCUGAGCCUUACUGCCUAAACCAAUGCCCUGCCCAUCCCCAUUUCCCCAGGCUCCUGCUUGUUUGCCCCAAAGGAGAAGCCUCACGGGGUUGAGAGAGGCCCUUCCUGCCAUCCCUGUCCCAGCUGCUGCCAGGGAUUAACAACAGAGUGCAGGGAGAUUAACUGCCUCCCUUCAAAUAUUCAAUCUCAGCAGGGACAGAUGUGUGGGAUUGCAGGGAUGCACAGGGUAUGGGGGGAGGAGGCUGCUAAAUCAUAUCCCCCAGCCUCCCCCUUGCCCUGCAGAAUGUCUUCCAUCUGCUUCCACUCAGUUGGGGGUUAGGGAAGGCUUCACUGCUGUUCCCCACCCCCCUUCUUUGUUUUUUACAGAGACCGAGAGGCCUCAGUUGAGCACCUUAGUACCUCCGCUGCUUCACGUGCUUUAGCCAAAGCCAUAAAAAACUUGCAACGUAGAGAGAAUAAUGCAGACACACUAACUAGCCUACUCUUCCUCCCUCUUCCAAGAUAUGCAGUAGCCUUGGUACCUGUCCAAAGGCUUGGCCCCUUCUCCAAUGCAUGAGGAGCCCUCUUUCCUCCACCCAGAGAUGCUGCUUCAUUUGCCCAGGAGGUCAUAUUCUUUAUAUGUAUUUUUUGUUGCAAAGUCUCUCUCUAGAGAAACUCUAUAUAUUACUCUAAUUUUUUAAUUAUCAGUUUAUAUAUAAAAGAAAAAAAAUCAAUCGACUGUCCUGUCCUGUGCUGUGCCCAUGGUCUGUAGUUUGCUUCUCCUGUGUUGGAAGUCUCAUGAGGUCUGCUGGUCACUCACCCAGCCUGAUGCAGCCUCCACUCUGAAGCUGUGCUCUCAGACUCAGAGCCAUUCUAAUAAAGCAGAGAGGCAGAGCCCCAGUCUGUGUGUGGUAGCUGGCGUCGUGGUUAGGGGAUAAGUGGGAUGAUUUUAAGGGAACAAAUCCAAGGGCUUGGGAAUUUCUAUAGGGAGCCCUCAGAAUCCUUCUAUCACCUACCAGGAGCCUGAAUGGCUCUUGCCGAACCCUUCACCUCCCCCAACCACAGAUCUCAGAGGACAAGUAGGGAUUAGAAUGCUAAAGCUUCAGCCCAAGCUGCCCCUGUACCACCAUCCCUGGAUCCUCCCAGCCCCAAACCACACAGUACACAACUUGCCAAAAUGGAUUCUACCACUUUAUUCAGAUAAGAGGUCACAAGCCACAGGACUUUAAAGUGCGUGAAAUUCACUGGCAAUAAAGCCACACAUAUACCAGCCUCUCCCCGGUCCCCACCACCUUGCUGCAUCCAUCAUUACAUGUCGGGCCGGGGGAGGGAUAAAGACCCGUCAUUAAAGGUGAGCAACAGCAGGGAAAAAGGUUGGGAAUGCUGGAGGAACAGGAGUAUUAGUGGUCUGAAACUGGGGAAGGAGAGGACUGACCACAGUGAUUCUGCACACUGAGGGAAGGUGGGG